Molecule: messenger RNA, 1151 nt
Organism: Oryzias latipes (Japanese medaka)
Lineage: Eukaryota; Metazoa; Chordata; Actinopteri; Beloniformes; Adrianichthyidae
Product: growth arrest and DNA damage-inducible protein GADD45 beta
Biological process (GO): regulation of cell cycle
Cellular component (GO): cytoplasm; nucleus
Source: RefSeq, a predicted model, not a curated record
GUUUCGACUGUAAGAGGACAGAAACCUUCACACAGACUAAGAACACGGACUAAGAACUCAAUCACGGACGGAACAACGAUCAAAAACCUAUCUGGAUUACAUUUGUUUUGCCGGGACUCUACCUUUGGAUCUAAACGCGUCUCAGCAUCGCUGGGGAUUCUGUUUUUUAUCCUGGAGCUUGUGGAUUAUUUUACUGACUUCAGCAUGACUCUUGAGGAGGUUGUUGGAUCCAGCAGUACCGACAAAAAGAUGGAGACGGUGAGUCAGGCUCUGGAGGAGUUGCUGGUCGCGGCUCAGAGGCAGGACUGCCUCACAGUGGGAGUCUACGAGUCCGCCAAACUCAUGAAUGUAGAUCCAGACAGUGUGGUUCUGUGUCUUCUCGCCACCGACGAGGAGGACGCGGACGACAUCGCGCUGCAGAUCCACUUCACGCUGCUGCAGGCUUUCUGCUGCGAUAACGACAUCAACAUCCUCCGGGUGUCCGGCAUGAGGCGCCUGGCGCAGCUGCUGGGGGAGGACACCGAGAACAGCAACGGGAACGAGCCCCGGGACUUGCACUGCAUCUUGGUCACUAACCCCCCCGUGCAGCCGCUCCAGUGUCAAGCUCUGCAGGACGUCAGCAGCUUCUGCGCAGAGAGCCGCUGCAGGAACCUGUGGGUUCCCUGCUUGGAGCUGAAGGACCGCUGAGCGCAACUGAACCUUUCCAUUUUUGCCUUUUGCCUACCGCCCGAGGAGCGGUGAGAAGAAGCUGAGAACAGCCAAGACCCUCGUGGUGAAGAGGGGGAGCACGACUCUCCUCCCCAAGGGAGCUCGACGAGCCUCAGUCCGCCUUUUAGACGGAAUCACGGGAGCGCGUGGGAUGAUGGCGUCGGUGCUGAACCGCCGCGCCAGGAGCGCGAUUGGAGGCUCCGGGUCAGGGAGCGUUGCAAGUUUUUUUUUUUUUUCUUAAACGAGGUGACGACAGCGGAGGCGUCACGUGACUGAACCGAUGCAUGAACGAGGAGCUGCAAUGGACAGAGCCAGGUGUCUUGCUCACCUGUUUACGCACGAAACCUUCUGUUAUUUAAGUGCACAGAUUAAUAUAUGAAAAAAAUGGACCUACAUGUUGAAUCUCAUUUAUUUAAAUAAAUUAUGCAUUGAACAAACAGUGA